GAUGAAGCUGGUUUAUACCAAAAAAGGCCUGGAGUUCAGAAAGUCACUUAAAUCAGAAAUAGAGAGUGAACAGAUGGGCGGGUACACGCCUAUCCAACCGAGAAAGAUAAGCUCAAGGUUAAGACUUAGUUCUUUCUUGAAAGAAGAAACUGGGCAGAAGGAGACCGGCUUCAAGCUCCCUGACUUUGAUAAUGUUAACGUUGAGUUAAUCCAGACAGCAAAAGGGGAGAUCAAAGAGAAACCCCUUCCUUUGGUAAAUGAGCUUGAGACAAAGGAAGAAAGGAUGUCUAGAUUUCACUUGAAUGAUCGUAAUUCAUCAAAACUUCAGCAUAUUCUAAAAGACAUUCCUCAAACUUUACAUAAGAUUGCUUCUAAAGAGAUGAUUUUACCUCCAAAAGGGCCUUUACAAACAAGUUCCUUUCUUGACAUAAUAGGGAAGGUAGAAUCUCCUUCUCAUUGGAGAUUUUUCAAGAACAAGCAACAAACAAUGUCAGGUUUCUUUUCUCCAGAUGGCAGAAGCAGCCCUUCCAAUCUCACUUCGACUAAAAGAAGGUAUUUCUCACCAGAAGCUACACACACAAGCUUGUCGCCUUCAGAGACCAAGUUCCCUUUCAACAUCGAAAAGAUUUUCAGGAAGCAUGCAAAGAAGGAAGCUCAGAGACAAGUCAUCAGCCUGGCGCUUCUACGUCACCGCAAAAUGAUUGAGAAUUCCAAGGAGAUUCCUGAGAUCUCAGAGUACCAUAACAGGCUUGAGCAGGAGCUCAAGCCUGCUCUUGCAGAUUUGGAUAGCCAUAAAAGAAGAUUAAAGCAGAGAAUCAUGAAAAUUCAUAAGGAUAAAUACCAUAAGGAAUGGAAGUCAAGACAGGUCUUUAAUAGACUAGCUAUGAUAAGCUACCCAACCAAGAAGAGCGGAGAAGUCUAGGCUAGGAUGU
Molecule: messenger RNA, 932 nt
Organism: Moneuplotes crassus
Lineage: Eukaryota; Ciliophora; Spirotrichea; Euplotida; Euplotidae
Source: the annotation of a GenBank genome assembly